Molecule: messenger RNA, 1522 nt
Organism: Teleopsis dalmanni
Lineage: Eukaryota; Metazoa; Arthropoda; Insecta; Diptera; Diopsidae
Exons: 2
Coding region: 131-940 (269 amino acids)
Source: RefSeq, a predicted model, not a curated record
UAUUUUUUAACAAAAUUCGUUUACAAUUUUCCUGCCGGCAAAAAUACUAAAAUAUGAUAUAUUAAAAAUUUUCGUUCACUCAUUUGAGAAAAAUUAAUCCAGAACUAGAAUUACAUACAAGCACAGCAAAAUGUCGAGGAGUGAUAAAAUUAUUUUUCGAAAAAAUUGUUUAUCAGAAACAACUACAUCAGAGAGCAAAGUGCAAUGCAGUUCAUCGGAAACUGACAAACCCACCACCUGUACACUGUCAGAUAAUAGCGAUGAGUAUAACUUGGCUGCUGAUGAGCAUGCAAACAAUACUGAUGCAGAUCGGAAUAUGUGCCAGCAUUCUUAUCUACAAACUCUGGAACUCGAGCUAUCGUCACAGGAUGACAAGACAGCGUUUCAAAUUGAAGUAAUACAAAGAAUAAUAGAUAUGCACCAUCAAGUAGCUAACUUAGAGAAUAAAGUGCAAAAACUUGAGAAAAUGGUGUCUACUCUUGAAACAGAAAAAAUUAACAAAGAAAAAGUUGGUAAGCUUAAAAAAUCUAAUCAAGAACACCUAGGGUUUCUUAAAAAAGAAAGUCAAAAAAGUAAUGAAGAAAUAGAGCUUAGGAAUAGGAAUAAAAUCACAUACAAAACUUUUCCUUUUUCUACCUAUCAAGAUCAGCCUUUGGAUGAUCUCUUUAUUCCAGACUUAAGUAAAUGUGGCAAAAAACGUAUACACUCACAGCUUGAAUAUGAGCCUGAAGUUGAACCUGAAGCUGAAUCUGAAGAAGAACCUAAAGAACAUAGUAACAUUUAUUUACAAUACAAAGUACGUGAACUCAACUUAUUAAAUAUGUCUGAAACGUCCCUUGCGCUUAACAAAGAAUGGCCGGUUCAGCUAUUUCCUUCGCUGUGGCCACAAAAAAAUUUCAACGACAAGAAAUGCGACUGUUUAAAGCAAUUUCGUAAAUAAACGAAUGAGGUUGUUAUGCUCCUUCCGUGUUCUUAUAAAACAUUAACAUUACAUUUUUUUGGCUCUGUUGGUGUGAAAUGGUAUCAUUGAGACUAGGUCUUCAAACUACUAUUAACGAGUAACGAGCGUAACACUAUGAAUUGACCAACUAACCUGGCAGUUAGGAGAAAUUUGGAACUUGUGAAGGAAAGAUGAAUAUGUAGAGAUAAGAUGGAUCAGCAAUGGGUAUGAAACACUCAUUAAGGAUUUGCUUUGCAAGAGUGGACAUUAAAGUUGUAACAUCAGAAUGAAGCAAGUAGGAUUUAUGUGUCAAAGCAGCUAAGGUAACAGUAAAGAACAUAAUUCUCUUCGUCAUUUUUUAUAUAAGACUAAUAUUUCAUUUCUGGAUUACAAAAUUUCAGUGUUAUUCGUUUAGUUUGCAAAUAAUAUAAUUCAUUUUUUUUAUUUUGUCUAAUUUUUAUUGCGUAUUCAGUUUCAAUUAUUCCCUUUCGAGAUAUUUUGAAAACUAUAUUCUAUUGAUAUAGGAAACUAAUCUAAAUCUAAGGUAUCGACUGAUGAAAAGAUCAAGCAAUAGACAGUCGU